GUAUAACUAUAACCGUAACAAGCUGGAUCCCUACUGGAAUGCUACUGUCUAUAAAGUCAUUUCGAUUCGUGGUCAAGUGGCUGCUAUCUCCAGUGAUCCUUUACGCUCCCAGCCUUUCUUUGAGUAUAUUGGCAAUUUGAAGCGCAUUGAUGUGUAG
Molecule: messenger RNA, 157 nt
Organism: Perkinsus marinus ATCC 50983
Lineage: Eukaryota; Perkinsozoa; Perkinsida; Perkinsidae
Exons: 1
Source: RefSeq, a predicted model, not a curated record